AUGUUUGUCAACAAAGGAAAAGCAACAUUUGAAUUUACAGUUCCCAACAAUGAAGCAAUUGGGGAAAAAAGUGUCUAUACCCCUAUUUUUUCAACGGCUGAUGAUAUGUUUUGGCAACUUGAGUAUCAACCGAGUGAUCCCGAGAAUCCAAAUUGCUGUUUAAUCUUUUUGACUGCUAUUCCAAAUUCUGAAGAAGCUGUCUCAACUCAAUUUUGGUGUGAUCGAGCUAGUAUUUCUGCUUCAUUGUUUAUUAAAAACGCACGAUUUAGUAAAGCUUAUACUAUAACUACUGAUGAUUAUUCUUUGAGAAGUAAAUCAUGGGGAAAAAAUUUUAAUAAGAUAACGGAUGGUUCGUCAGUCAUAAUCGGUGUAACAUUUGAAAAUUCCGUUUUAGAAUCAAAAGGAUAUAAUUCUACUCUUAGUACAAAACCAGAAUCAAAAGAUAUUUUAGAAACAUGGGGUCGCGAAUUAGAUGUUCCAGAAAAAUCCGAUGUUUUAUUUAACGUUAAAGAUGGAAUUGUGUCAAUGGGCGGAAAUGUCAAAUUUACAAAAAUCACAACAGAGGAAAAAAGCACCAUCUGA
This is a messenger RNA of Funneliformis mosseae, 582 nucleotides long. NCBI's taxonomy places the organism in Eukaryota, Fungi, Glomeromycota, Glomeromycetes, Glomerales, Glomeraceae. The record is from the annotation of a GenBank genome assembly.